AUGCCCUCGCCCCCACCACCCCGCGCAGACCAGCGCGCCCCCUCACCCACAAAGGCACGCUCGCGCUCCCCCCGCCGAAGCCGCAGUCCCGCGUCGCGCAAGCCCAAGAACUUCUCCGGCCUGAAGUGGAAGAACGACAAGAAAGAGUCUUCAGACCGGGAUUCGCGACGGCGCGACGGCGACAGACGAGAUGCAGAAAGACGGCCAGAGCGGUACGGCGGGCGAGAUGACCGCGACUCUCACCGCCGUGACGACCGCGACUCUCACCGCCGUGACGACCGCGACUCCCGCCGCCGCCGCUCACGGUCGCGUGACCGACGACCACACUCGGACCGCGAGCGGCGUCCGCGCUCCGACAAGCCCCCCAAGGACAAGGCUGCCGCCGCCGCCGCCCCUCCCGCCGCAACAGGCGAAGCCAUGAUCAUCGUAACCGUCAACGACCGCCUAGGCACCAAGACGCAAGUCCCCUGCCUCCCCUCGGAUCCCGUCAAGGUGCUGAAAGCCAUGGUGGCGGCCAAGAUCGGACGGCCCGUGCAUGAGAUUAUGCUGAAGCGGCAGGGGGAGCGGCCGUUCCAUGAUAGUCUGAGUCUGGCGGACUAUGCCAUUAGCAAUGGGGUGCAGAUUGAUUUGGAGCUGAACACGGGGGACUAG
Ascochyta rabiei is the source of this 651-nucleotide messenger RNA. RefSeq lists its product as uncharacterized. Gene Ontology annotation, molecular function: protein binding; protein tag activity. NCBI's taxonomy places the organism in Eukaryota, Fungi, Ascomycota, Dothideomycetes, Pleosporales, Didymellaceae. The record is from RefSeq and is a predicted model, not a curated record. Gene Ontology annotation, biological process: mRNA splicing, via spliceosome; protein modification process. The transcript has a single exon. Gene Ontology annotation, cellular component: cytoplasm; nucleus. Bases 1 to 651 code for a protein of 216 amino acids.